Messenger RNA from Morchella sextelata, 3621 nucleotides. RefSeq lists its product as uncharacterized. The record is from RefSeq and is a predicted model, not a curated record. The transcript is spliced from 4 exons. Gene Ontology annotation, biological process: autophagy of peroxisome; positive regulation of protein phosphorylation; autophagosome assembly. Gene Ontology annotation, cellular component: phagophore assembly site membrane; extrinsic component of membrane; Atg1/ULK1 kinase complex. Gene Ontology annotation, molecular function: molecular adaptor activity; protein kinase binding. Bases 1 to 3621 code for a protein of 1206 amino acids. Lineage: Eukaryota; Fungi; Ascomycota; Pezizomycetes; Pezizales; Morchellaceae.
AUGCCGAUACUAAUUUAUACGGCCCAUACGGGAGAGUGUCUACAAGCCGAAUCCGGAUCCUUCGCCUCCGUCGAAGAACUCCGAAAAUGGAUCGAUUCAAAGAUCUCUCUUCCCCCGGCUUGCCAGAUCUUGAUGACGAGUCGGGGCACAAACUUCAAGCCCGCGUCCCUCACCCAGGAGCGCGAACUUUACCUGUUUGAUCGUCGACACCUCACACAUCCGUUUCCCCCGCCCCCCACAUCUCCGAUCCCCCGUGUUCAAAUACCCACCCCGUUUCCGACGAAUCUUGAUUCCGAGACCGAGCUUUCCUCCUGGCGCUCUCUAUUUAAAAAACGUUUGAGUUGGAGUGAGAGCGUGUUGAGCCAUGCCCAGAUGCUCGCCCAACAGAUUGCGGAGAACGACACAGGGACUGUGGUAAUACGCCAGGCCGUCAAAGUCGCAUUUAGCAAUCUCGAGUACCAUUCCGGAACUCUCAACAGUUCGUUAGGGAAGCUACGGGAUUGGGCUGAAGGAGUCCUCGUGGACCAGGACCGCGUCUUGGCCGAGUGGGAGGACGGAGUGGGUGUCCUUACUCGCCUCCCGGUACACCCUGAGUUGAGGAGAUAUCAUCAAACGGGCUUGGAGGAAGAGCAGGAAGCUAAGGUGCUUGCGGACUUUUUCACCAUAAAAGAUGUCCAGCUUGCCGCCUCAACCCUCUCAAGCUUGAGUCAGAAGUUUGAAAAGGAUGUGAUUGAACUCAGCGAGACAAUCGAGGAUAUAGUUGGUCAAACGCAGGUACUCAAAGGAGAGAUCCAACGCGAAAAAGAACUUGCAGAACGGGAUGGGGUGGCGGAGAAUUGCAAAAUGUUGAUUGGAGAGAUAGAGGUAUUAGUUAAGAAGGUAAAGACGGAUUAUGACUACGUGCUCACGCUGCAGGGGCCAAGAGCUAUCUCUACAGCGAGUAAGAGGGCUUAUGCUAGUACGACCGAGUAUCUGCCAGGAUUGGUCAGUGUAGUCGGGGAUGUAGGGAGAGUCUUGCAGGAGGCUGUCAAACUUAAGAACGAGGCCUCUGAAAGAAGUACUGCUCAUCUGCAAACGAUUGCACACAUUCAAUCUCUCUGUGCACCUGUUAACCCCGCCCUCACCUCUCUUGACAGUACCUUCGCUGAAGACGCUUCCCUCCGUCUCUUAACCCUCAUCACGCGCUUCCCCAGUAUCUAUGGCUCUCUUCUUAUCGAGUGUGUUCGCCGCCGUGAAUGGUCUGCAAAAUUCACCAGUGAUUCUCAACGCGUUGCAGAGGAUCUUGCGAAUAUCAAAGAAGAUGAAGAAAAGCGACGAAGAAAGUGGAUGCGGAACACCGGAUCUCUCCUACCUUUCAGCCUUGAAGGUGGUGACGGCGUACAAGGGGUUGUUCGUGCAGAGCUGACCACGCGCGGCGAUGCGAGCGGAGGUUUACCAAACAUCAACCGUGCAGAUAUUGAAGCAUUUCUUACAAUGCUCAAGACAAUGGAAGGGAUGGAAGGAACAUGGAAAGAUCUCCAGGGGCUCUACACCAAACUAGAUGAACCGCAAACCACGGGAGGAAGAAAACACGGCGGGAAACGCCCAAAAGGCUUCAAGUUCGGCUCUAUACACGAGGCUACAAACACAGGUGGAGGCUCAUUCUAUGUCUCUCAUGGCGAUGAAGAACUCAAAACUCUGCGCACGGAGAAGGAGGCCUUGCAACAACGUGUGCAAGGUUAUGAAAGCCGUGUGAGAAAGCUAGAGGACCUAAUCCAUAGAGCUAGGGCAACCACGGGGAAUGUUUAUACCCCUUCACAGACUCCGCAGUCCGCAUCAAAUACACCACAACUCACGCAACAGGCUUUCCCAAAUGAUGGGCCCACAAGCCCAGUCAACGUGAGACGAAUAAGCUCUGAGAAUAUUGUAGAUCGGACCCGUAUAACCACACUUGAAGCAGAGCUUGUGGCAGAGCGGGAACUUACCGCGAGGCUACAGAAGGAGGCCGCAGCCCAUGCAGGGAGUGAGAAGGAGAUGAGCGAACGGAUGAGAAGCGCUGAUGAUACCAAGCGUGAUCUUGUCGCAAACUUGGAGGCAUUGGAUCAGCAACACAUCGUUGAGCGUAAAGCUUUCCAGCAAGAAAUCGAGGAGCUAAAAGGUAAAAUUGAGGAAGCAUAUGAAGAGCUUGAUCGCGAUGAGGAACGCAUUAAGAGUCUCGAAGGAGAGUUGGAAAUAACUAGCGUGGAAGUCGAGAGACUCCAAGGUGAGAAUGCAAGACUUAUCGAGAGUGUGCGUGCGAUGGAGGAAUCGAUGAAGGGUAUGAAGGAAGUAUUGGAGAAUGCAAAGAAAGAUAGUUUGGAACGAGAGAGUCUAGUAGGUAGAGUGAAGGGGGCACACGAGAAGUUUGGGGGGGAGACUGCGCCAAAUGAUCUAGGCAAAUUAAUGGACGGAAUUGAAGAACUAAUUGCGAAGAGUGUCGACCGGUGUAAAGAUCUUUCAAGACAAUUGGAGGAUGUGAAGGAACAUGGUGAGACAGUCGAGAAGGAGAAGGAAAUGUUGGAGAGGAGACUAGAAAGCAGAAGCAUCAAAGCCAAGGAUCUUACCCAGAGGUUGUAUACACAUAAUAUCCGCUCAAUCCAAUUGCUGGAGGCGCUCGGAUAUCGGAUUGUUAGGAACGAGGGCAGUACCACUAUCGUGAAGGUCACUCGAAGCAACAACAGCGAUAGCGCCGUGCUAAGUCGCUCAUCCCACGACAUGUCCGCAUCCAUGAAGAAAUCCGGACAUCUCCCACCUGCCACGGCCGAAGAUGUAUCUCUUCUCUAUUGGCUGCACGACUCAGACUCUUCCGCUGAGGAUGAAGCCUUCUCCGCAUAUCUUACCAACAUUUCUUCCCUUGAUCUAGACGCAUUCGCAGACACCGUUACUAGCAGAGUAAAGAAGGUUGAAAACGACUGCCGCCAGCUUAUGAAGCAGUGCCGCGCUUACCGCGAGAAAUACUACCGCUCCCGCGAUGAAGCCAACGAGAAAAUCGCGUUUAAAUCUUUCAAAUCAGGUGACCUAGCUCUCUUCCUUCCUACACGCAACUCCGCGACCCGCCCAUGGGCCGCCUUCAACGUCGGCGCACCCCACUUUUUCCUCAAAGAGGAAACAGGCCAUAACCUUCGUUCACGAGAUUGGCUCCUCGCACGUAUUACCAAGAUUGAAGAUCGUGUUGUCGACCUCUCUCGUUCCUCGGCAUCGAUACAGCUGCCGCCCGAUCGUGCUAGUCUGCACUCAUCGGACGGCGCAAGUAUCGAUGACGAGAACCCAUUUGAACUAUCUGAUGGUCUAAGGUGGUAUUUACUUGAUGCCGUUGAGGAGAAACCGGGUGCGCCUUCCACCCCUGGCCAAUCAUCGAGUACUGUUGUCGUCGCGAAUGUGGAUGCGAAGGGAUCACUUCGUUCCCGAAAACCUGUUACAGGAGCGAAGAAGACACUGUCGCAGAUCACGACAGAGCACUCGCGUCGGAGCUCUUCGGCCAGUGGAAGAGGUAAUUUGCAUUCGCGUGAUGGGCCACCGGUAGAUGUAGUGGCUGCUGUGCGGGAGGGAUUGGAAGGUGCGGGGGUUGCAGUUAUAGAAGGAGUAGAGAAGGAUGCAAGUUGA